Onychostoma macrolepis is the source of this 5799-nucleotide messenger RNA. Its product is annotated as zinc finger and BTB domain-containing protein 5. The record is from RefSeq and is a predicted model, not a curated record. The transcript is spliced from 4 exons. Gene Ontology annotation, biological process: regulation of transcription by RNA polymerase II. Bases 263 to 2395 code for a protein of 710 amino acids. NCBI's taxonomy places the organism in Eukaryota, Metazoa, Chordata, Actinopteri, Cypriniformes, Cyprinidae. Gene Ontology annotation, molecular function: DNA-binding transcription factor activity, RNA polymerase II-specific; protein binding; RNA polymerase II cis-regulatory region sequence-specific DNA binding. Gene Ontology annotation, cellular component: nucleus.
AUUUGGAGACGCGCCUGGGCAGCUGAUGCUGUCUCCCGUGACCGUCUCUAUUGUACUGUGUGUCGAACUCCAUAGGCCAAUGCCUAACUGUCAUGGACAGAUUUCGCAUGUAUUUCUGGAUGUUAUCAGAGGACAAACCCGGACUCUCUGAAGACGAUUGAGAGACGAUUGAGAAAAAGUUUAGUUUAACCAAAACUGCUGCUGAUGGUCAACGAUGUGCAGAUAACUUUACCACUUACAGAAUUCACCAUGUUCUCAGGUCAUGGAUUUCCCAGGGCAUUUUGAGCAGAUCUUCCAGCAGUUGAACUACCAGCGGCUGCAUGGACAGCUUUGCGAUUGCGUGAUCAUGGUUGGUAGUCGUCAUUUCAAGGCCCACCGUGCCGUGCUGUCCGCCUGCAGUACGCAUUUCCGAGCUCUGUUUACUGCUGCUGAGGGAGACGCCAGUACAAGGAUGAUCCACCUGGACUCAGAAGUGGUGACAGCUGAAGCAUUUGCUGCACUCAUGGACAUGAUGUACACAUCCACGCUGAUGCUAGGAGAGAGUAACGUGAUGGAUGUCUUGCUGGCGGCUUCUCAUCUGCAUCUAAACGCUGUGGUGAAAGCUUGUAAGCACUACCUUACAACUCGUACUCUUCCCAUGUCUCCUCCGACAGACCGUAGUGGUCAGCAUCACACCGAGCAGCAGCAAGCAGCAGCGGCUGCAAACUCUCAUCUCCAGCGCUCAUUUCUGCUGCAACAGCUCGGCCUGAGCCUGGUCAGUUCUGCCCUGAGUGGCACUGAAGAUGGGGGAACAGGAACCGGGAGGAGAACGGGUUCAGCGUGCGGGAGUGGGUUGGUGGAUCAGCACGCUUCUCACCCGACACGCCGUUUCCUGAAGCGCAAACAGCCCUUGUCCCUGAUUGUUUCAGAACGGGGGAGGCCACGUCUUUCCACGCAGGUGGAGGGGAUUGUGGGGGAAUCGGGGAAUCGAGAGGGUGGAGAGGAGCUUCUGUCUCCAGAUUCCCAUAGUAAAAUGGUGGAUGAGGUCGUCGCUGGGGUCAUUCCAGGGGAUGAUGGAGGUUUACUAGAGCAAGAUGAGUACCGAAGGGGACUGACCCAUGAAGACAUGCAGCUUCCCAGUCAGUCGGAUGGAGGAAGGGGAGCAGGAAUGGAAAAAACAUUGAUGCUGCCACGCAAAGAGGAGUACCCAGAUGCAAGCCGUCACCAUACUGAGGGGAUGAAGAUAAAGAACGGAGGUGAGGAAGAAGAGGAGCAGCAGCAGCACAUCCAGGUCGUGGUGAAGAGUGAGCCACUGAGUUCACCAGAGGCCGUUGAUGAGACUAGCGAUGUUACGUCUCAGGCAGAAGGGAGUGACCAGGUGGAGCCAGUUGGAGAAAAGCUGGAGCUGAGUCCAGAGGGCAGUGAGCGCAGCUACUCUGAUCCCCAGCCCAGCUCUGGGCUGCUGAUUAAAGGAAACAAGGGCUUAGGAUCAGCAGAAGACAGAGGAAGAGGAGAGGUGCUCUCCUGCAGUGAUGCUCUUGAGUCCUCCUCUGGACUGCAUAUCUCCAGUUUCCUCAGCGCGAAGGCCUUUGCUGGCAGAGGGACAUCAUCUAACCUUGCUAACAGUGUUGACAAUGUUCCCAACACUACAACCGGAGAGUUUCAAGCAGACCACGAUUCUGCUCGCUUCUUCCUCUCAAACGAUUCCAUCAACACUUCAUCUUCCUCUCUGCAGCUCCUUCCAGGCGAAGCACAGGUCUGCUCUGACCUGCAGCCAGAGUCCCUUCUUCUGCGGCCUCUGCAUGAUGGUAUAGCAUCAUCCUCUUCAUUAGCAGCGUCCCGUGGUGGCUCGGUCGACCAGCUUGCACUGGAGUUCCAGCGAAACAUUUUGGGAUUACAGACCUUCCCUCGUUCAUCCAGGGGUGGCGCCGGAGGAUGCCAAGCAUACCGGCGCAUCGCUCCUAAAGUUCCACCAGGAGGUGCUUCAACACUUACAGACAGCCCUCAGCAGCUUGAUGCUGCCUCCUCGUCCUCUUCUUCCUCAGUGCUUCUUAAUGGAGUAAACUUAAUGGAGAGUUCUGUUACCGUAGGUCAAAAUGUUGGCAGCUCCAACUUGAACCCGCUACCACAGUUGACAAGAGCCUCUGCAGAUGUUCUGUCAAAAUGUAAGAAGGCACUAUCUGAGCACAACGUGCUAGUGGUUGAAGGUGCCAGGAAGUAUGCUUGCAAGAUCUGCUGUAAGACGUUCCUUACUCUGACGGACUGUAAGAAACACAUCCGAGUUCAUACGGGAGAACGCCCGUACGCCUGUCUGAAAUGUGGCAAACGCUUUAGUCAGUCCAGUCACUUGUACAAGCACUCGAAAACAACCUGCUUACGAUGGCAGAGCAGUGAUAUGUCUAACGGCCUGCUCUAAUUCAGCACAACUGCAGGCACUCCAAAGGCACCAUACAAGGAUGACUGGUUCCUGACUGUUCUUACUCUACUUGGUGGGCAGAUCUGCACACUGUAAUCUCACGUCCACGGUUAUAGUAGGUAUAGUAACUUUUUUUUUAGGUUUCAUGGCUGUAGUAUGUUGUUAACAUGAUUCCAAUUAACAUGCCAUCGAUGGUACAAAUGACAGGGAUAGUUCACACACAAAUGUUCCAAACCUGUGUGACCUAAAAAAAAAAUGGUUUUACAUUUUUCUUUGGUUGGGUUUUUUUUUUUAAAUGCAAUAAACGUAAAUGGGGUCCAAUUUUCUUUUUUUUUAAUCGACAAAAACAUUGUUAUCAUUCUUUUGUGUUCCUGCAGAAGAAGAAAGUCAUACAGGUUUGGAACAUGAGGGUGAGUAAAUGAUAACAGAAUUUUCCUUUUUGUGUGGACUGUCUCUUUAAGUUACACUGUGAAAUGAUUUUAAAAGAACUGAAAUGGAGAGGUCAGACAGAACCUUAGUAGCUCAUUCCUGUGUCCUGAUGAUAGAAGCUUGCUGUGGAAGUCAGAAUUGUAUUGUCAGCUGUGUACUGUUGAAGUAUUUUAGCUUCUGAUGUUGUCUGUAUAUUCUGAACUGAAGCAUCAAAAGGAGAUUCAUCAUUUUUCAUUUAGGUGCACCUUUAGGCCAGUGGUUCUCAACUAGGUGGCCUCGGCAAACUUCCAGGAGAAUCCCAAUAAGUCUUAAAAUGAUUCAAAUUUAUUUAUAUUAACGUAAUCUUGAUUAAAAUUUUAAACUUUUAAAUGAUGAAUUACAACAUUAAACUGACAUCAUAUUUUUGACUUUAUUAUGGCAGAAGUGCAUAUCAACUUUGAAUAUCGUCUCAAGCUAAAGUGGGGUCCUGGAAUCAAAAAGGUUGAGAAGCACUGCUUUAAGUUCUAGUGGUUUAAGUUACAAAACCAAGUGAGCUGCCUGCCUGACUGUUUACAGUCUAUAUAGGCAGCAUCCUUAGAACUCAAAUUAAAACUCACAUUGGAACAUCUGGAAGGAACAUGGGCAGCUGCAUUUUUGUGUUUCCCCAAGCAACACUCAUAAAACCUUUGCCCAAAAAAAACUGUGUUUUUUUGUGUUUUUUUGGCAAACUUAUAUAAGUGGUUUUGCCUCUACUAACACAAAGUUUCUCAGGGGAACUGAAACCUUGCUAAGUUUUUAUUGAGAACACAAAAGCUUUGAAACAUAAUUAUUCCUCCCAUCUCAUUUUUUUCCAAUCACCAUGUCCCUUUAGGGCCCCUGUAUAACUUACAGUUAAUUCCAAAGGAGUUUGACUCAAAGUCCAUUUCAAGGAAAGCCUAUGGUCAGCUGUUUUGGACAUCCAAGACUAAGUGCUAUUUACUGGAAUGGAGAAAACCUGACAAUUCAAAAACUUUCACAUAACAUAUUUCAAAUCUGACAUUAGCUAGCUGUCCCAUAAAUGAUUUCAGGUUCCCUCAGAAUACUGAUUUUAUUUAGAAGGUGAGAAUUAUUCCGCCAUAUUUUGCAUUGCACUUUCUCCCAUUUGUAGUAAUGAGUGCACCUUCUUGGUUUAUCUAAAGUAGGGGUGCAAAACUCAGUUCCUGGAUGGCCACAGCCCUGCAGAGUUUUUCUAGUAUUUUCUAGUACAUUCAUUGUGCAGAUACAUGUGAUGCUGCUUUAGAAUUUGGCCAGAACCAAAAUGUCUUCACAACAAGAUAAUGGCUAUGAUGUCUUAAAAUACUGUCUAGGCUGUCAGCUUACUAGGUUUUGGAACACUGCAAAUAUGUAGAUGAAUAACCUACCACAGUCACCACUGUUACACUUUUACUGUUACAAGGUCAAAUAAACUGAUUUCUAAUAUGUGGAAAUAUGAGCAGAAUUGACCUUGUUGCUUAGAUUUCCCUAAUCGAUUAACACUUAACGAUUAUUGUUUUCUAUAUACAGUAAUCAUUAUGUUGUAUUCUUGAAAAUAUGAAUGCGGUAAGACAUAAAUUAUGUUCCUUUUGCAAGAAGAGGUAAUUGUAGGAACAUUUUUUUACUAAAGCACUGUGUAUUUGUGCCUGUUUCUGUUGUAUUCGGAUUUCUUACAGUAUAUUGACAAAGGCAGAUAGAAAUCAUGAACCGAGCCCUGCGUAAAUGGACAUUUAGCCUGACAUCCUGAGACCGUCCUCUGUUUUGCUUCAGGUAAUGCUUAUGUUGAUGCCCCUGUGGCUGAAAUUGAUAUCAGAGAAUGUUAGACUACAUUGUUUACACAUUUUCCAUAUAAGCAUUUCCUAAAGACCGUGCUUACUGAUUAAAUUCAUGUUAUGGAAGCUAUUAGUGAUGAGGUUGUCGCUUUAAAAAAGGCUGUUACAUUCAUGUGUCUCUUUUGACCUCCAGUGCACAGAGAGAAAACCGUUAUGUAAAAAUUGCACCUUUAGUCUUUAAUGUUUUAUGGUUUGUGGAGUAAUACAUGCUAAUCAAAUAGAAUCUUAAAAAUGAACCUGCUGUAAAUGAAAAUAGAUGUUCAGUCAUUGUAUUAGUGGUUGUUUAUGGAAACUGUUAGGGGUAAUAUAACAGUCUUGUCCUAGUCUUGUCUUCUGUGAUGUGUUUGAUGCUGUACUGAGAGGAGUCCUUAAAUGCUCAAACUAAGUAUAACCAUUAAGAUUUAGAAGCUGCUUCGUUAAACACAUUCCAACCUGUAAAUAUGCUGUUACUGCAGAAUUGAGCAUUUUAUUUAUGCCAUCUUUUAUUUAAAUGUAGUAAUGUUUUUCCUUUGUGGUGAACAUUGCCACUGUUUGAUUGGAUGAACACAAAAAAUCAUCACCUAAGCCCUCAUUAAAUACUAAAUAAGACUAAAUUAUAAAUGAAAUGGAGACAUUUACAGUGGGGCAAAAAAGUAUUUAGUCAGCCACCAAUUGUGCAAGUUCUCCCACUUAAAAAGAUGAGAGAGGCCUGUAAUUUUCAUCAUAGGUAUACCUCAACAAAAAACUCCAGAAAAUCACAUUGUAGGAUUUUUAAAGAAUUAAUUGGAAAAAUCCUCGGUAAAAUAAGUAUUUGGUCACCUACAAACAAGCAAGAUUUCUGGCUCUCACAGACCUGUAACUUCUUCUUUAAGAGGCUCCUCUGUCCUCCACUCGUUACCUGUAUUAAUGGCAUCUGUUUGAACUCGUUAUCAGUAUAAAAGACACCUGUCCACAACCUCAAACAGUCCAACUCCAAACUCCACCAUGGCCAAGACCAAAGAGCUGUCAAAGGACACCAGAAACAAAAUUGUAGACCUGCACCAGGCUGGGAAGUCUGAAUCUGCAAUAGGUAAGCAGCUUGGUGUGAAGAAAUCAACUGUGGGAGCAAUUAUUAGAAAAUGGAAGACAUACAAGACCACUGAUAAUCUCCUCGAUCUGGGGCUCCACGCAAGA